This is a messenger RNA of Condylostylus longicornis, 1124 nucleotides long. It is a transcript of the gene RpL22, whose product is annotated as 60S ribosomal protein L22. Gene Ontology annotation, biological process: nucleosome assembly; cytoplasmic translation. The transcript has 3 exons. The record is from RefSeq and is a predicted model, not a curated record. Lineage: Eukaryota; Metazoa; Arthropoda; Insecta; Diptera; Dolichopodidae. The coding region runs from base 86 to 1042 and encodes 318 amino acids. Gene Ontology annotation, cellular component: nucleosome; ribosome. Gene Ontology annotation, molecular function: DNA binding; structural constituent of ribosome; RNA binding.
UUGUCAUUUAACAUGAAAAAAGUUUAUUUUGACAAUGACAUGACUCUAAUAUGUUCUUUUACAAAAGUGCUUUUGCGAAGCAAACAUGGCACCAACGGCAAAACCAAGUAAACCUGAUCAGAAAGCUAAAUCCACUGAAAAGCCAAAAGCUGGUGGCGAUAAAACUGCUAAAGGAAAAGUAGAAAAACCCAAAGCAGAGGCCAAACCAACUCCAGCUGCUAAGGAAGCAAAAAAAGCAACUGCCACAGCGGCGGUAAAAACAGCAGCUGCAGCAACAAAGGCAGCUCCUAAAGAUUCUAAAGCUGCUCCAGCUCCAAAACAAGCACCAGCUAAAGACGCAAAGAAAGCUGCUCCAGCUGCCAAAAAAGAUGCAGCUCCCGCUAAAGAUGCUAAAAAUGCAAAAGCAGCACCAGAACAAAAGAAAGCAGCUCCAGCAAAAGUAGCUGCAGCCAAACCAGCGCCAGCGAAAACUGCAGCCCCUGCAAAGAAGGAAGCUCCAAAACCUGCUCAACCUGCGCCAGCUGCUGAUGCACCGAAGAAAGAAGAGAAACCAAAAGCAGAUAAACCCCACAAAGCCGUCGCUCCAAAACCAGCUGCCGCCAAACCUGCUAGGAAAGGUGUUGUAGCUGCUGCAGCAGCUGCCGCAGGCAAAGGGCGUGUUGUUAAAAAAAAUGUUCUUCGCGGGAAAGGACUUAAGAAAAAGAAAGUUAAUUUAAGAUUCGGCAUUGAUUGCACUAAUAUCGUUGAAGAUAAUAUUAUGGAUGUCGCUGAUUUUGAAAAAUAUUUAAAAAGUCGUAUAAAGGUUAAUGGCAAAGUGAACAAUCUUGGAAACAAUGUGAAUUUAGAAAGGCAGAAGAUGAAAGUUUAUGUUAAUUCUGAUGUUCAUUUUUCAAAACGUUACCUAAAAUAUUUAACAAAGAAAUAUCUUAAGAAAAAUAGUUUGCGUGAUUGGAUUCGAGUUGUAGCAAAUGAAAAAGACAGUUACGAACUUCGCUACUUCAGAAUAAGUUCAAAUGAUGAUGAUGAAGAAGAUGCAGAAUAAGUUAAUUUUUUAGGCAUCAAAAAUUUUCAAAUAUGACAAAACAUUAAAUGUCAAUAAAUUUGAAAUUUCUAUAAACAAAAAA